UAAAAUGAGUGGACGAGGAAAAACCGGAAAGGCCAAGAGCAAGCCCAAGUCUCGCUCGUCCCGGGCCGGACUGCAGUUCCCGGUGGGCCGUGUUCACAGGCUCCUGAGAAAGGGUAACUAUGCUGAGCGGGUGGGUGCCGGAGCCCCGGUCUAUCUGGCCGCUGUGCUCGAGUAUCUGACGGCUGAAAUCCUCGAGUUGGCCGGUAACGCGGCCCGGGACAACAAGAAGACCCGCAUCAUCCCCAGACACCUGCAGCUGGCCGUCCGCAACGACGAGGAGCUCAACAAGCUGCUGGGAGGGGUGACCAUCGCUCAGGGCGGGGUGCUGCCCAAUAUCCAGGCCGUGUUGUUGCCCAAGAAAAGCGGCGCGCCCGCCAACCCCAAGGGCAAGUAAAGAGACAAAGCGACAAUUUAGAAACCCAAAGGCUCUUUUCAGAGCCACUCAGAUUGUCUGUGGAAGGGCUGAGCACCGGCUGGGGUG
Hypanus sabinus (Atlantic stingray) is the source of this 481-nucleotide messenger RNA. Its product is annotated as late histone H2A.2.2. Gene Ontology annotation, molecular function: DNA binding; protein heterodimerization activity; structural constituent of chromatin. Gene Ontology annotation, cellular component: nucleosome. Lineage: Eukaryota; Metazoa; Chordata; Chondrichthyes; Myliobatiformes; Dasyatidae. The transcript has a single exon. The record is from RefSeq and is a predicted model, not a curated record. Bases 5 to 394 code for a protein of 129 amino acids.